This is a messenger RNA of Vicia villosa (hairy vetch), 1227 nucleotides long. RefSeq names its product zinc finger protein ZAT10-like. NCBI's taxonomy places the organism in Eukaryota, Viridiplantae, Streptophyta, Magnoliopsida, Fabales, Fabaceae. Bases 75 to 971 code for a protein of 298 amino acids. Gene Ontology annotation, biological process: response to stress. The transcript has a single exon. The record is from RefSeq and is a predicted model, not a curated record. Gene Ontology annotation, molecular function: DNA-binding transcription factor activity.
CCCCUCACCCUCUUCACUAUAUCACCCACUCAUUCAUCUAAUUCUUCACUCAACAAACACUCUUUUUCUUUCCAAUGGCUUUAGAGUUACAAGCUAUGAAUUCAUCUCCUACCCAAACUCCUAUUCCAUUCCCAAUCUUCAAAAACAAACCAGAGAAGAAUCUUGAGCAGCACGAACACGACUCUUUGGUUAAUAAGAAGAAACGAUCAAAACGACCGCGGAUUAGUAAUCCACCCACCGAAGAAGAGUAUCUCGCUCUUUGUCUCAUCAUGCUCGCACAAGGGAACACCAACAACAACACCAACAAGACUCGAUCUCUCCGCGAAACUGAAUCAUCAUCUUCACAAUCACAACAGCAACAACAGCAAGAUCAAACAUCUCCGCCACCGCCACCACCGCCUGUGAAGCUGAAUCACAGGUGCACCGUCUGCAACAAAGCCUUCCCAUCUUAUCAAGCACUCGGCGGUCACAAAGCCAGCCACCGCAAAUCAUCAUUAGAAAACCAAUCCACCACCGUCAACGACAUCGCAACCACCACCGUCUCAUCUCUCACCACCACCACCGGAAAGAUGCACGAGUGCUCCAUCUGUCACAAGAGUUUCCCUACCGGUCAAGCUCUCGGUGGACACAAACGGUGCCACUACGAAGGCGGUAUCAACCACAACACCACCAGCAACAACAAUCACAAUAUCAGUAACAGCAACGCCAACGCUAAUACCAGCAGCAACAUCACAAUCUCUGACGUUACCGCCGCGUCCUCCUCCAUCAGCCACCGCGGCUUCGACCUCAACCUCCCCGCUCCUCUCACUGAAUUCUGGUCUCCGUUAACACUCGGCGGUGGAGAUUCCAAGAAGACCAAACUUAACGUCAAUCUCGCCGGAAAUGAUGAACAAGAGGUCGAAAGUCCGUUGCCGGUAACCGCCAAACGGCCGCGUUUGUUUUCAGAUAAAGACGAUGACGAAACGGUGUAGUUUAUUGACACACCGUAAAUUUAUUUUAUUUUUAAUUGAUUUCAAUUUAUUAUUAUAGUGCAGUGAAUAUGAAUCGCACAUAUUCUAGCACGCACUAGCUAGUUUCCAAUUUCUUGUUUUUUUUCUUUUAAAUUGGGUUGGGGAAUUUUGGAUUAGAUUUUGUUUUGUUCUUAAGUUUAAUCUUUAUCUGUACAGACAAAAUUUGUUCAUUGCUAUUGGAUUCGUCACUUUCAUACUCAUCCAUUCAAUUUCUUUA